Molecule: messenger RNA, 4555 nt
Organism: Styela clava
Lineage: Eukaryota; Metazoa; Chordata; Ascidiacea; Stolidobranchia; Styelidae
Product: ras and EF-hand domain-containing protein-like
Molecular function (GO): GTPase activity; GTP binding; calcium ion binding
Source: RefSeq, a predicted model, not a curated record
GUACAUUUCCUAAAGAUAGAUGUAGUCGGACGGUUUCAAAAAUUUAGUUUUGUUUGGUUAACCACUGUGAACUUAAAAUGGAUCAAGACAAAAUAGAACAACUUUUCGAGGCUUGCGACUCGGAUGGUUUGGGAUAUCUAACCUUCAAUCAAUUUGAACAGCUUGGGGAGGGCAUGAGUCUUCCGCCAGAUGACGUGAAGGAGAUUUUUAAUGCUAUGGACCUAAACAAUGACGGACUAGUUGAACAUAGUGAAUUUGUGAACAGUUUUACAUCACUCACUGGUCUUUCAAUGCACGGAACACCACCUAAUGUCGAAAAACAGGCCCCGGAAUUAAUAAUAACAGACGACACUCCGGAUUCUCCUAUUUUGGGCCAGGGAUAUAAUGAAAAUAAUAAUAAUAACACCAAAGACGAAAAUGAAGAAAAAGAUAAUCACAAACUGGAUACCUCAUUCGGACAUAGACGCAGAGCCUCCACUCCAAGAACUAACGGACUUCGGAGUCGAAGUUGGCAUGCAUCACGAAGUAAAAUGCGGAGAAGUGGGAGUGUGGAUUUAGGAGUCAUCGACGGUGAUAAAGAAUAUACGGCCAACUCAGGCACAUGGGAUACAUUUGCACAAAGCCUCGGAGAAGUGGUGUACGCUCUAUCAAGUUACGAAGGAAUGUCGCAACUUUACAAGAACGUCGAAUCAAGUGGAAAUAGCGAGUUACUCCGGAAUUAUGAAACGUUGCUGCAGGGAAUCGUCAGAGAAAUGGUUAAAGUACAGAAAGAUAUGUCCGAAUUGGAGGUUUCUUUUGACAAAGCUAAUAAACAAAGUAGUGAACAAAUCUCCCUUCUGGAGGAAGAAAUGGAGACGCAGAUCCUCCUCAAGGAGAAUAAAGUGAGAGAAGAAGAGAGAAAAAGAGCGGACGAGGAGAGUAACAAAAUGAAAAGCCAAUACGAACAACAGAUCGAUCAACUCCAAAAUGCAAUUACGAAAUUAAAGCAGAUGGAUGAAAAGCUUGCAUCCGGGUCUCCUUUCGAACGAGAACUCGAAAACAUGAGAGAAAAAGUCCGAAAACUUAAUCAGGAAAACUCAGAAUUGAAGGCAAAACUUACAGAAACAGAGACGAAUUUAAUUCUUUUGCAAAAUUCAAUGAGAGAAAUGGAAGUCACUCACCAAGAGAAGACACUAGAGUUUGCCAGAGAUGAGGACGAGGUCAGCCGAGUUCAUGAAGAGAAAGAAAGAUAUUCCAAACAAGUUGAAACAUUAAAUUCCAGUAACCGGCAACUUCUUGACUCCAACGACAGCCUUAGAGAAGCACUUGAAAGUAGUUUUAGUAAAUACAAGAGAGUGUCAGAUCAAUAUGCAAGAUUACAUAAUGGUGCGAUUCCUAUGGAGUAUCUGAACAGCCAUGAUUACCAGCGAAGUGGACGUUCAUCCCGUGCAUCCGUACCUGACAAUGAUGCUCUUGCUGAAUGCGAUCCGGGUCGAAAAACACCAGAAGUCAAUGGAUUUACAAACCACGAAUUUGACAGCGGUGUCGGAACAAUUCGAGACGAUUUUGAUGAUUCCGAUACCGAUUAUGGCGACGAUUCGUUCAGAAGGGGAUCACGGUCGAGUAAUUCUCUUCGUUCUCGGCCUCGACGUUACAACAGUAACGUAAGUUAUAUGUCUGACGGUUCUCGUCGUUCACGUCGCUCUUAUCAUAGAAGAGCUAAAAAUGACUAUCAAACACUCAGUGAUGAAGAUAAUGACGUCACCAAUGGUUCUGACAUCACUGAUGACGAAUUACGGGAUAUAUCGCAAAGUUCAACUCUCUCUUCCAGCUCGAGAGGAAGACUGAAUCGUAAGAGUCCGCGGAUGACCCCGACUUCAGCUCGAAAGGUCAUAACUCCUGACGUUACGCUUGGCCAUAACAAACGAAUGUAUAAAGUAGUUCUAUGCGGAGAUGUCGGCGUUGGAAAAACCAGUUUCAUCUACAGAGUUUGUCGGAAUGAAUUCAACAGGCUGUCAAAGUCAACAUUAGGAGUCGAUUUUCAAAUCAAAACAAUUCAACUUGAACACGACAAGUCAAUAUCACUUCAACUAUGGGACACAGCUGGACAAGAACGAUUCAGAAGUAUUUCUGCUUCUUACUUCAGAAGAGCUGAAGGUGUAUUGCUAUUGUAUGAUUGCACCAGUCAGCAUUCAUUCAUAAAUGUACGAGAUUGGAUGGAAACAAUCACGCCGGUCAUACCCGAUGGUUCUCCGAUCAUGAUCUGCGGACACAAAGUCGAUCUGAGAGAAGAACGAGAAUUAGCUGGAAGACCUGUUGUCUCGUCACAAGAGGGCGCACAAUUAGCCGCAAACUUCGGAGUUCUUUUCGUCGAAACCAGUGCAUUGGACGGAUGCAACGUGAACAACGCAGUAGCGAUGCUGGCAAGACACAUCAAACUAGAUGACGACACAGUCGACACCGAUUCGAUCAAACAACUCGGGAUAUCGCCAGAAAAAAUUGAAGGACAAAAUUGUUGUAAGCAAACGUGAAGAUUAAAAUCUGGCAACGAUGGAUGUAUUCUACGGGAGAUUCUUCAUUCAUUGACUGGCAAUAUCUCACAUCUGAGUGUUCCUCAUGCCAGUUAUGAACUUAUCUAUUCAUAUAAACACCUCCGCCAACGCUCAAAAUAAGAGAAUUAUUAGGGUUUGGGUUAGGGAUGCAGAUUGCGCUGAAAAAUCAUUUUUAUGCAUUUCUACCGUAGCUCAUUGUUAUCUAGUUAUUUUUGAGGUGGGCGUGAGACUUGACAAAUUCUAAAAAGGGGGCGUGGCCUAAAAAGUUCGAGAACCACUGCUGUGUACGGUUGUUCUCCUCGUGAAUAAUACAAUUUUAUUUAGUGUGACAACUUUUUAUUUACUUCUUGCUUUAUUUUUUAAAUUAUAUUAUUAAUAAUAUUAUAGUUAGUUUAAAAUAAAAUAGUUUUUGCACAUUUUUAUCGAUUUGUUACGAAUUUGAAAUGAAAUUUUAAUCCAAUUUUUUUUUUGAAAAAUCUCGUUUCGUGAAUUAGUAUAUUUAUUUUCUUGUUUGCUAUGUUUAGCCCUUAUUGAAUCAAAGCCUCAUAAUCACAAGGUUGAAACAAUAUUAUCCCCCCCCCCCCCGAUAUCGCUUCCACGCCUUUUUCGUUGGGUGGCCGUGGCCCACAGCUUGGUUUCCAUAAUUAGGGGGUUAGCCACACCCGUCAAAAAACUCUUUACAAAAAAGUGAUUCUCAUUAUAUCAAAAAUUUUGCCAUUCCGUGAUUUGUUGUGCCCGAACCUAUCUGCCCAGUUUUAUGCCUAGCGAAUGAGCGUUAUAUAUUAGAAGAACUAGUCUCUAUUAUUGUUUCGAGUUUAAAUUAUAGACACCGAGAACAGCACCUCAAUUCUCAGAGUAUAGUAUUCAAAAUUGUGAUCGUAAAAUAUGUUGCCAAUAUGUUAAUGUUCUGCUCUACGGGGUAAUAUUUUAGCCAGUGAAUAUUUUUAUUCUAAGCGAUUUCGAUUUUGUAUGUUUUUACUCUCAUGUUAUUUCCACUUUUUAAUUAACUGCUGGCACUGGAUUUUUCAUAUGAGACUCUCCGAACAAAGCUUUGAGCAAGCAGUCAAACUCUUUUUUUGAGUUUUGCAUUGCCAACACAAUUUAUCACGACCAGAAUUAGCCGCUGGGCAGAUAAUUUCAAAUCAAGAUCUUAAACUCGCGAUCUAUAUAUAGAUAGUUAGUCCCUUGCUCUUACAACUAGGCCAGGCCCAUACUAUCUUUAGUUAAGGUUUGAUAUUUUGUCAUUUUCGCCAUUCGACCUCCUUAUAAAUAUUGACUUUUGAAGCGUAACGGGAAGUUGCAAUGAUAUUUUUUAAUUGACCUGCCAAAAUGCAAUUGAAGUAUAUUUAAUCAACGCUGAAUCCGCACACGGGCACAUUUGCAAUAACUUGUAAUUUUAUCAGUAACUAAAUGCUAAAGGUGCAUCAAUGUAUGAUAUUGGAGUCAAAUCUGUGCAUAGCGGUGUCAGAUUCUGCUGACCAAAUAAUGGUAAUUUCAAGCGAAGCGGAAAAGUUGCAAUGAUAUUUAAUUAACCUUCAAAUACAUUCAAUCAACGUCGAAUCCUCUGAACGGGCACAUUUGCAAUAACCUAUAAUUUGAAAUUAUUUUAUUGAAACCAAUUUACGAUUAGAACUUUUCGCUUUUAUUGCGGCCAUGUCGAAAGCGCCAUACCCUAGAUUUCCCACUUAUUAUCAAUUUAAACGUGUAAUGCGAUUCCUGAAAUUCAAAUUUUCGUUUCAUGGGAACUCGAAAAUCCUAAUAUCAACAAAUCACCCUAAACUCUGCCGCGCAAAGUUUUCUUGGGGUCGCAACAGGUUGUCUGGCGUCGUUUUGUGAUUUCUCAUCCUAUCUUAGCUUUUAAAAAAGGGCAAAUUGCAAUAUAGCUUACAUACUAUACCAAUUACUUAUGAUUUGAUUUUAUCGUUCCACGAACAAAUCUUUUGAUUUAGUAGAAGCGUAUUAUUGUUAUUUUAUCAAAUUAUUGAAAAAAUGUUUUUUUUUACAAAACGAAAUAAAUAUAUGGA